AUGUCCUCAAAUAUCCCCAACAGCAUGAAGCCAGAGCCUGCGCAGGGCGAGGCAGAUGCUCAGAGCAUCGCGAAGGGCACUGUGGAGACUGGACAUACGGAUAUCGGCUAUGAAUAUUACCUCCAAUCCCAAGGCAUGGAUCCGGCACAGAGAGAAGCCAUUGCGAAAAAAGUCCUCCGAAAGAUUGAUUUCAUCCUUCUUCCAGCUAUGUGCCUCGUUUAUCUACUCUCUUUCCUAGACAAACAGACGCUCAACUAUUCCAACGCAUAUGGGCUGCAGAAAGAUCUCGGUCUCGAAGGCCGCGAUUAUUCCUGGGUGGCAUCCAUCACGAACAUCGGUUAUCUGGUUUUCUCGUACCCGUCGAGCUGGUGCCUUCAGCGGUUUCCCAUCGGAAAGUUCGUUUCGAUCAUGAUUCUAUGCUGGGGCGUCUUGCUUGUCGCCACGGUCGGGGCCAAGAACUUCGCCGGCAUCAUGACUCUUCGGUUCAUACUCGGCGGACUGGAAGCCUGCAUCGGGCCGGCAUGGAUGCUUGUCACGUCCAUGUUUUGGACCAGGGAUGAACAACCUCUACGAAUGUGCAUCUGGCUGGGUUGCAAUGGUAUUUCUCUUAUGCUGGGUUCCGGAAUUUCGUGGGGACUGGGCACUACGACACAUACCGCGUUGGCCUCAUGGCAGCUCAUCUUUUUGGUCAUCGGAGUCAUUACUUUGUUCUUCGGCGCCAUUGCAUUCUUCUUCUUCCCCUCGAGCCCAGUCGACUGCAAAUUCUUCACGCAUGAAGAGCGCGUGGUGUCGGUCUGGCGCGUAGCCGACAACCACACUGGUAUCAAGCACAGCCAAUUCCUUCCAUACCAGAUGAAAGAGGCGUUUCUUGAACCGCGGGUGUGGUGCGUCGCCUUACAACAGAUCUCCAUCGGAAUCAUCAACGGCAGUAUUACGAACUUCAUGAGCUCCCUGCUCAAAGGCUUCGGCUAUGAUUCCGUCGAGAUCAUCACUUGGCAGUUGCCCAAUGGGGCAUUUCAGCUAGUCUGCACCGUAAUCGCUGGAUUCAUCGCCUCACGCUUCAGAAAUAUGACUGUCCUCAUGAGCGUCCUCGUUCAGGUCCCGUCCCUGGCUGGUAUCAUCGGUAUUGCCCUCAUCCCGCUGGACCAUCGUCUCGCACUCACAGCCUGUUGCUGGCUUCUCGGCAUCAUUGGCGCAGCCAUCAUUUUGAACUGGUCUAUAGUGGCCUCAAACUUCGCCGGUCACUCAAAGCGAAUGACGGUCAACGGCCUCAACUUCAUCUGCUACGCCGGCGGCAACAUCAUCGGGCCGUUCAUGUUCGACCCGGACGAGUCACCUCGGUACAUGUCUGCUAUCAAAGCUCUCUGUGGAGUUUAUGCCAGUUGUAUGUUCUUCACUGCUUGCAUCGGGGUUCUUAUGUGGUGGGAGAAUAAGAAGCGUGACGCACGAAUUGGAAGCAUUGCCGGGACUGAAGCCAACGACGGACAUGAUGAGGCUGAGGCCAACGAAGUUGGAUUCAGUGACCGCACGGAUAAGGAGAAUCCUCAUUUCAGAUACAAACUCUAA
Messenger RNA from Colletotrichum karsti, 1566 nucleotides. RefSeq lists its product as uncharacterized. Gene Ontology annotation, molecular function: transmembrane transporter activity. Gene Ontology annotation, biological process: transmembrane transport. Bases 1 to 1566 code for a protein of 521 amino acids. Gene Ontology annotation, cellular component: membrane. Lineage: Eukaryota; Fungi; Ascomycota; Sordariomycetes; Glomerellales; Glomerellaceae. The transcript is spliced from 3 exons. The record is from RefSeq and is a predicted model, not a curated record.